Molecule: messenger RNA, 1239 nt
Organism: Asterias rubens (European starfish)
Lineage: Eukaryota; Metazoa; Echinodermata; Asteroidea; Forcipulatida; Asteriidae
Product: 28S ribosomal protein S2, mitochondrial-like
Exons: 3
Coding region: 7-825 (272 amino acids)
Biological process (GO): translation
Cellular component (GO): mitochondrial small ribosomal subunit; ribosome
Molecular function (GO): structural constituent of ribosome
Source: RefSeq, a predicted model, not a curated record
UCCAACAUGGCGGCCUCCGUUCGGCAUGUACGGCAAAUUUUGAUGCAAGGUUUUCGUGUAAAAAGUGGUGUUUCAUGUUACAGUAGAUCAGUUUAUUCAAUUGCGAAGAGUUUUUCAACACAGAAGUUAUCGUCACUUGAUUUGAAAGUAGAAACAGCCGAAAAAUAUGUCGAAGGAGCUAAACCUUCAAGUGAUGUCACCAACCCGUUAAAGGACCCAGAUUUCUUUAAGGUGAAGGAUCUUGUCAAACUUCAAGAGCUGUUUGACUCCAGGGUACACAUCGGCCAUAAAGACGGCCUAAUCAACCCACACAUGAAGAAGUACAUCUUUGGCAUUAGACAGAACCAGUGCAUCUUAGAUCUUGACCAAACAGUGGACCUUCUUCAAGAAGCGUUGAACUUCACAGCCCAUAUCGCUUACCGUGAUGGCGUCAUCCUAUUCAUCAAUCGCACACCACAGUUUUCAUUUCUCACUGAGAACACAGCUAAGGAGUGUGGGGAGUAUGCACACACACGUCAUUGGCAGGGAGGUUGUUUCACUAAUGCACCGAUCCAAUACGGUCCGGGUACACGACUCCCUGACCUUCUGGUCUUCCUUCAUACACUAACAAACACCUUCACUGAGCAUUUAGCGGUCACUGAUGCUGCUAAAAUGAACAUCCCAACGGUUGGGAUUGUGGACUCUAACUGUAACCCUAAUCUGAUAUCAUAUCCUGUACCUGGGAAUGAUGAUACCCCCGCUGCUGUCGAGCUUUAUUGUAAGCUCUUCAAGACGGCCAUUUUAAGAGGAAAGGCUAAGCGGAAAGAGAUAAUGGAGAUGCAGUAAAGAGGCACAAAAACUUUAUCAUCAGAUUGAAAAUAUAUCUUAAGGAUUCUGGAAAGAGCAGAUGGUGUUAUCUCUAGAAAUAUUUCCAUGAACAAAGUAUCUGUGCUGCUGCCACUCAUCUAUCAAGAUUGCGAAAAUUUAAAAUUCUUGUUCUACUUUGGGCUAUCUGCUCAGUUCAGUAUACAAAUUUACCGAUUGUCCCUCCACUUGGGGCAGUUUUGGCCAGCUAUAUACAUGUAGUCACAACAAAAAUUUCCUCAAAGUUUGUGUAGAAUCAGAAUGUUUGUGUAGAACAAUUUUGCUACUUUUCAAAUAAGGGAGAAAAUUGUUUUUUGGGGGGUUUGUGAAAAGAGAGAAAGAAAGGUUCAAUAAAUACACUAAUUCUUUUGACAUUCAUAAGUGUGGACUCAUAUA